UGUAUAAAUGUACUGGGAGCCAUUCGAGGCUCCACUGCGCUUCACAUCUGGCUGGGCUUUUCUCUUUACGUGUUUGUCCUGGUUUCUUCCUCCCUUCCUAGACUUUCGAGAAACCACAUUUCCGCUUCUGGCCAAAGAAAUCGUGGAGCCGUGGAGAUAAAGGUGCUGGGAGGGGACUGGCUGUUUCUUGUACUCCCCCCCUCCCCUUCCACUCCCUUUUUGCUUUUUUCUUCCCUCGGGACAUUUUCCCCCUUGCUAUCUCUCCUUCAAACAAGUCUGUGCUUCCCCUCAGACCUGCUGGGGAGGAGGUUCAAACCCCCAGGAGAUGCUCUAAAAGAUCAAGCCUCUGCUGAGGCAACAAGACCGUUGCUGGUGGAAAGGCAGACAAGAUAGAAAACAAAAUCCUGAACCCGGGAAGUUAACACCAAGAGCAAGGAAAAAUGAUUGGCUCCUACAAAUUGAAGUUCAUUUUUGGAUCUUGCCUGCUGCUGACUCUCAUCUCAUGUGACACAGCAUUGGGCUGGGCAUCACAGAAGCAGCAACUCCAGCAGGACCAGGAGAUGAUUCAGGAAAAGGUUAAGGUGGAGGAUCUACCACCACCAUUGCUGGAUCCCACUGAAAAGGUUGAAGAUGACCAUGAAAAGAACAACCCCAGCCUGGAAGAACAGACUUCUGCCUCUAAAUGUUUCCGCUGUUGUGACUCUGGCUACCCCAUGUACCAGCCAAUGCCAAUGCCUCAGAUCAAUAUCACUAUCUUAAAAGGUGAAAAGGGUGAUAGAGGAGAGAGAGGUCUCCAAGGAAAAUUUGGCAAAACAGGUUCAAUAGGUGCCAGAGGUCAAGUUGGACCAAAGGGACAGAAGGGCACAAUGGGGGCUCCUGGAGACCGAUGUAAGAACCACUAUGCUGCCUUCUCAGUGGGACGGAAGAAGCCCUUGCACAGCAAUGAUUACUACCAGACGCUGAUUUUUGACAUGGAAUUUGUCAACCUCUACAGUCACUUCAACAUGUUCACAGGUAAAUUCUACUGCUACGUGCCUGGCAUCUACUUCUUUAGCCUCAAUGUGCACACCUGGAACCAGAAGGAAACUUAUCUCCAUAUCAUGAAGAAUGAUGCUGAAGUGGUGAUACUAUAUGCCCAGGUGAGCGACCGAAGCAUCAUGCAGAGCCAGAGCCUGAUGUUGGAGCUUCAGGAACAGGAUGAGGUGUGGGUACGGCUCUUCAAGGGAGAGCGAGAGAAUGCCAUCUUCAGUGAUGAGUUUGACACCUACAUCACCUUUAAUGGGUAUCUGAUCAAACACAAUGCUGAGCCAUAAGCCAGCUCAUCAGCCUCUUUCCUGGCCACAGAGGCUAACUACAGUCUUUUAAUCUUUUCAUGGCCAGCUUUUCCUCUCCUUGAUAUCCAAGCUACAGGAUGAAACCCUCCUGAAAUGCCACUCUCCUCCUUAGAUUACUGCCUCCAUUCCAUCUGCAUUCCACAGGAUUCUCAUUAAAUGAAAAAUACUAUCCAUUCUUACAUUUUGCAAUGCCCUUUUGUGCAACUGUAGACAACAUAUGAAAUUAUCAGGGAGGGGAACAUGUGAGAAUGAAGGACUGGGCACGUCUUGCCUCCAGCAGAAUACUAAUCCUUUGAUAACCUAGUAAUAUAGCUGGGUUUCCCAGAAAAGAUAAUUUCCACUCCCAUUACUGGAACUAAUUAGCAGACAUGCACAGGGUUACUAAAUAGAGCAAAGUAAAUCAUGGAAAAUAAGAGAGAAUCUUUUUGUCUUCCUACUCAAUGAAGUUUUCCCUGAGAAAGUUGGUUUUAGCAUAUAGUUCCAGAGAAAUUCUGUACAGCUCCCAAGAUUGGUGGUGGUUGGACUACAGGAAAGCUGGACAAAGAGUUGUUAAGUCAGUUAUAUGAAUAAAUCAUAUUCCCACUCCCUCCCUUGUCAAGACCUCCUCAUCAAUCAUCAAUCAAUUGGAUUAACUGUUGGUAUAAAGGCCAUGUCCAGAGAGCCCAGUAACCCUGUCUGCUGUGAGGUAUUUGUAGAUGGGUGAGUCCUUCAGAUGCUGCCUGCUCAACUGGAACAAUUGGUUUCCAAAUGAUGGCAGCUAUCCCUUCACCAAGUCCUCUAUAGCAUAGUUUGUUAUUAAAAGAUCCAAGCAGAGUUUGACUUUCCUCCUCUUUACAUUCACAGUUCCUUCCAACCUGAAGUCUGAUUUCUGUUAUUGUUUAUACUAGGAUCUGAUGAGUUUAGGAACUGAUUUUAAAAAAGGAACAGCUCAGGUCAUUUUAGCUCUCUUCCUAGUUGUUUAGUCUUUUUCAGAGAUAAGUCCACAGGUUCUAUUGUUUCCUGUUGGAUUCCUCAUCCUUCUUAUGCUAUAAGUUGUGGAUGUUUAUGGCAAUGACUCAGCAUAAGACAGCCCCUCUAUAUACUUAUCAGCUAUGUCUCAGGAACCUGGAAGCUAAUUUGAUUGAGCUAUCAAGCAGGAACUACUAAGUUUCACCCUUACUCAUAACAAUUGUUCCCUAGGUUCCUCUUUCAAUCUUAUCAUUGCUGUGGAUCCGAGACAAACAUGAGUGCAGGAAAUAUUGUGCUUAUUUAUGCUUUCUUCCUUGGUGCUCUGAAAUGGGUGGAAAGGGAAGUGGGAUUUCUGUGUUCAGCGAUUUUUCUCAUUAAGCAUUGGACAAGACAGAAUAUCACAUGAAGUCAAAAGUAAUGUGGGUAAAUACCAGGGCUAGGUGUUUUGGAAAAGAGGGGAGAUCUCUUUGGCCAUUAAAUCAUCAGAAUUUUCCUUUCAUACCAGUUUCAACCCCAUUAUACAAAGUGGACCUUUGUAAGGCACCAGGAAGAGGACUGGGCUGAAGAUUAAAGUUAGUGUUGCUUUAUUCUGGCUAACUGAUAACACCUGUGUUGAAUCUUCAUUGAAUGGUAAAUCUUUGUAGUUAGGUUAUGCACUCCACUCAUCUUGACCUACCAGAGCCCCUAGGUCAAUCCUUAGCUAAUAUUCUGGAGGAUGAGCAUUCCUUCUCUUCACCCUGAACUUCUGACCUUAAACUCUGGCUAUAUUUUGACCUCUGUGCUCUCCUGGUGUCAGCACUGGGUCCUGGAGGUCAGGGUCAUUAGGCUUUCUUAUCUAUUUUGAAAAGCAUACUUUUAAAUUUUUUUCUCAAAAUGGCUUGAGAGCAGAGAAAUCCAUACAUGGUUUCUUAGUGAUAAAAGCUAUUUUAAAAAUAUAAUUUAUUAUUGGGAAGGUUUUUUUUUUUUUCCCUGAGCAAAUAGAACUUCUAAACUGAAUUAUUUGUGUCUUCAGGCCUGGCUUUCUUGCAUUCCAGCCUUUUGAAUGGAGAGAGAAUGGCAGUGACUUAGGCCUCUCUUCAUCUCUAUAAGAUCAGUUCUAAGAUCAAGUUAAGAGAUCAGUUUCAUGAACUUAACCAGGAUAAGGCACUUCUGGGCAGCUGACUGACCCGAUAAAUUUAGAGAAGCCCAUGAUAAGGGUGCAUAUGUGACUCCACUGGUCCAUUAUGUAGUUUUUCUGGUCUCUCAUCUUUGGAAAGAGCAGCUACCAUUAAAAGAGGACCAGACCUUCAUCUCGAAUAACCUGGAAGGAGAUACUCUGGGCACAGUGUGUCCCUAGUCUGUGCCCUGCUUUGUUGGAUUAAUGAGGGCGGCUUCUUGCCAUUGAAAGUCACCAGAGUGCCAAAUCUGAGUGGUGCAGCUGCUCUUUGUAUUUUCUUUCUCUCUGCCCUUUGCCAAAGAGGAUAAGUAUCCAGCUGUCCUUUAUCCCUAUUGCCAACAGUUUGUGAAGAAGCUGCCUUAUUUCCUCUGGCGCCAGCAGGUUGGCCAACAGCUGUUUUUUUUUGUUUGUUUGUUUGUUUUGUUUUGUUUUAAAACUCUGCCUAUUGCCAGUGAGUAGGUAGGCUGCUAUUACACACACCCCUGAAGCUGUGGCAUGGACAGACAGCUGUGAUCCUGCUCUCCAGUGCUGGUGGACACCUGUUCUUUUCCUCCUCUGAUUAAAAGCCACUGGGUCUAGGAGCAUGCCAUUUGUUUACACUUAGCUGGAAUCAGGUCAUGGGGAAGACUGCCACUUCUUUUUUUCCAAAGAAGUGAGUCAGGCUUUGUCUAUGUGCCUGCCUUCCACCCUUUCUCUAGGGAUGGAGAUAUUCUCAAGAAGAAAAUGCUAAACCCUAGAUUGGCCCUUGGCUAAUAUGUGGAGUAGGCCAAGAACCAUCACACCUCCUUUUAGUGUCCCUCUCCUAUUUUAUGUCUUGCUCCUGUACCUCUGUACCCCAACUGCUCCCUGACUACCCAUGGAUCCUACUAUGGUGCUCUGAACUCUGGAUUUAUCUUUUGCCCUUCUCUCCCCCUCCAAAAUCAACUUUUCUGGGACACAUUCCAUUCCCAUACACUCUCACUUAGUUGUUCCUAGAAAGGAUCUUAUUGAAUCGUUGGAUGUUUGCUGAACUGAACCAAAAACCAUUCAUUAAGCAACAUUCUUCCUUCUCCCUACUAAGUUCUUUGAAGGCAAGGACUAUGUCUCUUUAUGCUUGUAUCCUUAGCACCUAGCAUCAUACCUUACAUGUACUAACUGCUUAAUAUAUGAUUUUUUUAGAAAAUCAGAACAAAUAUUUGAGUGCCUCCUACAUUGCAGGCACAGCAAAGAAUAUGAAGAUGAAUAAAGUAUUUCUUCUACUCAGGGUUAAUAGCUGAUAAUAGCUCUAUAUGUCAGUUCUCUCUCUGAUGAACUGGUUGUGACAGUGACAGAUUAUAUAAUAUGGUUCUUCUACACCAUGCCUCCCACAUGUUUCGGUGGCCUGGCAGAGUGAAAAAUAAUGUAUGGUCAGUGUAUUUUAAUAAAGGACUCUUGGAAGAUUCUAAUUCCUUCCUCACAGAACUAUAAAUUUAGGGCUAAAAACUUGAGGUUCUAUUCCCCAAUCUUGAUUUUACAGAUUAUCCAAGGGCACUUGUAGUAAGAGGGCAGAGGCAGAGGCAGAAUUUGAAUUCAGAUUCCCUAACUACAAAUACAUUAUUCUUUCUACUACACCAUCCUGUCUCCCCAAUUGAAAGAAUGAAUCUCUUAGGUUAAUAACAAUUUACAUGUAUAAAGCUAUGUUAUGCUCACAGCAUAACAUUCGCUUUUAUUACAUUUCAUUCGCUUCUUAUCACAAUCCCAAGAGGUGAGUAGGGUAAGGAUUAUUAUCACCAUUUUAUAGAUGAGGAACAAAAUCCCAGAGAAGCUAAAUGACUUCUUAAGGGUUGAAUAGCUUAUAAAUUACAAAUUUGGGUACUUAAAUUUAAAGUUGUCUGAGUCCAAGUUUAUUGAACAUUACACACUGUCUUUGGAUAACAUUGUAAGAAAUAAUACUAGUUGGGGUUGAAGAACUUUCCUGGUGACUCUAGUCUUACCAUAAAGGUAUGGGGUCGGUGGCAUCACUAGAAAUAUAUAGUGAUGUUCAUGGUAAGUUAGUUUUACUAAAGUAUGCUAUUCUAUACCAGUGGAAGCUGGAACAAAAUGUUAAAUUCCUGCCUAUGGUUGAUUGGGUAUGAUCAAUCUUUGCCUGAAGAUGAUCUUUCAAAAAAUAAACAAAAAACAGGGCACAUUGCUUUUUACUACUAAAGUCUGAGUAACAGAAUGCCAAAGAAGUAAAAUUUAUUCCAUAAUUUCAGUGAUUCUGCUAGGAUCAGGACACUUCAAUCAUCCAAAUAUCUGCUAAAAGCAGAGCAGCUAACACACUUUGACUUGCUUUAAUGAUUAUUUUAUCCUUAAAAAGAAUAAAACAAAAGAGGAACCAACAAGGGGAUAUUUUGUAUUGGAUCUGAUUUUUAUUAAGAAGUAGAAGAACUGAUUGGGGGGGCAGUGUGAAAAUGGCAGGAAUUCUAGGGAGAAGUAACCAUUCCCUCUUAGAGUCAGUGAUACAAAAGAGGAAAUUCUAGGUGAAACCCUAGAUUUUGGGAAAUUAGACUUCAAAAGAAGUAUAAAAUAGAAUUUCAAUGAACUACAAGGAGAAAUCAGCCCAGGAGGGCAUUAUUCAAGAUUAAAAUUCUGAAGACAUAAGUGGAAAUAAUUUCAAUGAAGAGGAAAAAAUUAGAAAAUAUCAAAGAAGAAUAAGUCUGUGGAUAUACCUACUCACAAAUCAACUUAGAUUUUAAAGAGAAAUGUACAGAAGAUUAAAGCAAAGCCAAGUAAGAGGAUGAUUAUAAGAAUGUGGGAUGGUCCUAUAAAAAUAGUGUCAGGAGAGCUAAAGCUCAGAACAAGCUGAGGGUUGGUAAGGGAAUUUAAGGACAACAAAUAAAAGUGUUUUUUUUUUUCUUCAAGUAAUACUGGGAGAAAUGAAAGGAUCAAAAAAGGAUAGGACUUGUGCUUGGGGUAGAUAGGAUGAUGAUAACUGAAAACAGUCCAGAAAGAACUGCUAAAUUAAUAUUUUGUUACUGUUUUCUCUGACAAGUAAAUGAAAGAACAAAAGUGGCUAAGAGAGUCUCCAAGAGAGUAGGGAGAAAGUAAGAGAGCACUUAGUUGCCUGUGAUAAAUCCAAGUCACUUGGACCUAUAUUCUUGAGUUUUGAAAAAACUUGUAGAUAUGAUCACUGAACCACUGUUAAUAAUAUCUGAAAGAUGAUGGGAAAUAGAAAUAAUGCCAUAAAGUUGAGGAAGACCUUGGGAUUGUUUGGAUUGUUACAACAUAAUAUCGAAAACAACUUUUGUACCAAAAGAUCUCAUCAAGUGUUAUAAAUGCUUUAAAAUAUUUUCCUUUGGUGCAACUAACAUUACCCUAUAUUCAUAUUAGAUAAAGCUUAGCAUUAAUAAUAUUUCAAAUAAAAUAUAAUUAAUUAAAAUUAACAUUUAUAAAAAAUUCAACAUUCAUUCAGGUGUGUUAGGAUUCCUAAGGGAACACAUAAAUAGAAAAUACAAAGUCUAUCCUCAAGGAUUUCAUGUUGUUUAAAAUUUUUUUAAACAUAAUUAUAAAAGUAAAUUUUAAUAUUUAUUUUUAAAUUAGAAAAAUAAAAUAAUGACUAUGAGAUCUCACAAAGAAGUGAUAGGUGCUCACUCAAAACCAGAAAAAGACCUGCUAAGAUUAGCAAAAAUGUUUUUGAUGACUUUGAGACUGUCAGGUCUGUAUUUUUUUUUGUCUUCUCACAUUGGGAAAAAGUUACUAUAAAUAAGCAUUCUGCUUUUAUGUAUUAAUGUUAACCUCUAGAGAGAAUUGAAUCUUUUAAGUGAGAAUUGUGGAUCCAAGGUGGAAGGUCACACAAUUUAGCAAUAUUUUGGUAGCUUGAGGCAAUAAUGAGUUCUUUUUCCAAAAAGCUCCAAAGUGUGGAAGAUUCCUUUCUUCAACUGGCAUGGACAUUUUAAACUUGGAAAUAAAAGUCUUUAACACAUAAUAUCAAUGUCUUUUAGCAGCCAGAAAUUUAAGUGUAAAGGUAAUCUGCCAUUUAAUUAUUUCUACCCUAUUUCUCAACAUUGUGUGACUAGCAGAUAAUUCAAGAGAAUUUGAAGAAUGUCAAGUUUACAAUUUACAAUGUAGCAUUAGGAAAAUAAACCUAUAAGGAAAGAUAAACAUCUAAUAAUUAUGAAGUUAUUACCCAAAGAUUCAGUAGUAACCCAAAAUUAAUAAUCCGAAAUUGACCAUCAGUGAUUAAUAAUUUAUAACCAAUAAUCCUCCAUUUGAAGGCCUCAAAAAUACAUGUGAGCAAACUGGAUGUCCUAGAAAGCCUGAUAUUACAAAUGUUAUAAAUAUUAUAAGAGGCUAAAACAAAGAUUUUUUUUAAAAAAACCUUCACAUGUACUAGGUUACUUAUUUGUUUUCUCAAGUUCUUUUUAUUAAACAACUAUAGCAAAGCUAUCUAUUUUUUUUCUUGUUAUAGAGAAAAGGUAACAUUGUUCAAUAGAGAAACCACAUACACAAAAAGAAAAAAUAAUCCUAAAAUAGAAAUAAGGCAAGGUCUAAAAGCCUUUCCACAUCUUCAUAAAGUUAGGUUACUUUUUUUCAAAUACGCUUUUUAAAAUUCUGAAUACUCUCAGGUUGGUCAGGGAUGAAGUUAAUGGCAACAAUUUCUAUAUCUCUCUGUGUAUAUAUAUGUAUAGCUCUGAGAGAAACUAAAUUACUGUGAUCUGGUGGUGGAAAGGUAAAGGUAGGCAGAUCAGUCUUGUCCUGAGAGUUCUGAAAAGAGUAGAUGGCCUGUGACAGGCAGGUGAUAAAGUGAGCCUGAAGUCAUUUGGAAGAUGAUUUGAUAGACAGUCUGUGAUUAAACUGAGAGAGAGUCAAGGAGUUGGCAGCAGAGGGGGAGCAUGAUGGGUCAUAGGGGAGCAAGAAGAGAGAGCUGAGCUAUGGCAGAGAGAAGAAUUUAUGACAGCUGAGGAUGCAAUUGCAAAGGACUUUCAUGUCCCUGCAUGUGUCUUUGAACUGAUUCAGACUGAUGUUGCUUGCAGCUUAUAAUCACCACUUGAAGAAUUGUAGAAAGCUCUGAAAAACUUUAUUUUUCCUAAAUUCUCCUUUGUACCUGUUUACUAACAAAUGUUUAUAUAUGAUCUUUCCUACUAAUUGCUUAAGCUGUUUCUUUAUCCUGAUAAUUUGCUUUAUAUGAAAGUCCAUACUCAAUAACAAAUUCUAUGUAUUGCAUAUUUCUGAACUUAGUCUAUGUUGAACAAAGGACAAUAAAGGAAACCAGAGGUUAGCAGAAAAAAAAAAAAACCCAUAAAAUUUAAAUGAGUCAGCAGUCUAAACCUCUGCCUGAAAUUAAACAGUUUGGGGCUCCGAGUUGUUAUUUUAUUAAUAACUUUUUGUCUUAUAUAAUAAACUCCCUGACCUAGCAGAGAAAGGAUCAAAGGAGAACCAAGGUUUUUUGUUCCUGGACCAGAAAGUGAGCUCAAUUGCUUUAUGAGGUGUAGCUACUCAAAUUUGAGGUUCAUAAGGCAAAACUUUAGACUCUCACUGGAAAAGGAGUGAGUGGGGAAUAAAAUGAGAUCCAAAAGAAUUAGACUGCCCCUGGAAGCCUAAUGGGAAGAGAAAGGUGUGGUUUGGAAAGGAUCAGCUCCUUCCUCUUUUUUCUGUUGGGGAAAGGAAUAAAAGAAUGAUUGUUUUCAGGCAACUUUGUUCCACAGUGACACCUUCUGGUUACCCUAGAAUAAUAAUUUUUUAAAACCAUUUAGUUUCUCUGCCUUCAACUAAAGGGCAAUUUGUUUCUGUAGAGUUCAGAUAGCAGAUUAUAUUUCACAUUUUGAUAGCACAAUGGCAGGCUAACUAGAGUUCCAUAUAUUUAUUACAUUACAGUUUAAUAUAUAAGUUUAAAACUAAAUAAGGCAAUAAAUACAAUCUACUAGUUAUAUAAUUGAGUUUUUGUCUUAAAUAUUUCUGAUGAGUUAAGUUUAUUACACCUGAAUUAAACUCUCAAUUUUCAAUGGGUUAUAGGAAAUGAGUUCACUUUUUCAUAGUUUCUCAUAUUCAUGCACAAUUCUAAAAGUACAAUAAAUGGGGAAAGCAGUGAUAGACUUAUUGGAGGUAGAAAUAUAGAUACUUUGAAUAGGAAAAACCAUUAACUACAUGUGUGCAAAGUGACAUCACAAACCUUCUCACGUACACCGUAUUAUCAGUCUUUUCACAGUUCCUGUUCUAAAUAUUCCCUAUUCUUGUGAGCUGCAUUAUUAUAAAGAUAUCCUUUAAAUGACAAAUAAUCUUUCCUGCCAUUCUGAUCCAGUCUGAUGAAAAGGCAAAGCUAUCUUGGUUUCUCUAUCUGGUGAGGAAUUGUUCGAGUAGGUUCAUAUUUAGAUAUAUAAAAAUUUUAAAACCUUAUAUCAUUUUAUAAGAGAUAUUAAAUUGAAAUUUCAAAUUAAUUUAUACUUGUCAUGAUCCAUGUUCUCAGGUAAAAAUUCACAAAAAGGUUUCUUGUCUCUAUGACCAUUCUUACAGACACUGUUAUCUUUUCAGGAUUAUCAGUAAUUCACCAAGGCUAUGCAUGUGUAAAUAUUAAAUAAUCAUUUUCCAAAAUGAAAGGGCACUUUUUUUUAUAGAGAAUUCUUUGUUGUUGUUUUUUUAAUAAUGUCUUAAGGGUUUUCAGGAACUUUGCACAUAUGUUAUUUGCUGUUUUUUUUUAACCCUUACCUUCCAUCUUAGAAUCAAUACUCAGUAUUGGUUCCAAGGCAGAAGAGUGGUAAGGGCUAGGCAAUGGGGGUCAAGUGACUUGCCCAGGGUCACACAGCUAGGAAGUAUCUGAGGCCAGACUUGAACCUAGGACCUCCAGUCUCUAGUCCUGGUUCUUAAUCAACUGAGCCACCCAGCUGCCCCCCACAUAUGUUAUUUGUAUAAAUUCUCAAAGCUAAAAAAACAUUUUCUUUGAAGAGCUACAAGUGAUGGAGUGGGCAUUGCUAGUGUUUUCUUAUCUCUCUGGUUUGGUUCUAGAUAAACAACUUUUAUGUAAUACUAAGGUUAUAAAUUAUUCUAGCCUAUUGCUUGUCACAGCCCAUUUCUAAUUUCAAAGUUAUACAUGAAGUGUUUUCAUUUAAAACAUUCAAAAAUGUUCAUGUCACAUAUAAUUUGCAUUUUACAGACAUAUCUCUAGGCAUCAAAGCACAAAAUGUUUUAAAUGUAAAACAUCUCAGUUACAUUAAGAAAAUGCUAGUUCAUAGAGGAUUGCAUGAUGAGUAGGUCAGAGAGUAAUAGACAAGCAUCAAAGAAGAAAUAAAAGCAAUCUUCCUUCAUAGGACUUAAUCCAUAGAGGCUGACAACAAAUAUUCAAAUUCUUAAUUCCCAAAAUAACCAUCUACAACUAAGAGAAAUAUUAUUCCCAUUUCUUUAACACUGGUUACAACUACUUAAUGGAAGCUAGGUAGUGUGAAGUGGAUAGAAUGCCAGGCCUAUUGUCAGAAAGACUCAUCUUCCUGAGUUCAAAUCUGCCCUCAGACACUUACUAUGACCUGGGCAAGUCAUUUAAAAGUCCUUUUGCUUCAGUUUUCUCUAUAAAAUGAGCUGGAGAAGGAAAUGGCAAACCAUUGCCAAGAAAACCCUACAAAGGGUCGUGAAGAAUCAUUCACUAACAAUGACUGAAUAAUAAAAAUACAACUAUGUAAUUUGUUUGAAGCUCUACCAUUUUCCUCUUUGUAUACAAACAGGUAUGAUUUGAAAUAAUUCUUGAAGGAAUAUGGAGGCAUUUAAUAUUUAGUUUUCAUUCCUCCCCAUUCCCAACACACACACUGUUCUGAAUGGCCAGCUCAAAACAGAAAGAAAAAAAUCAUAUUACUGCUUAAAUUUGAGCUCAGUAAAUACUACUUUGCCCUUUCCAAAAUUGACUAUACCUAAGCUAAAUGUUCUUUAACAUUCUUACAGAACUGGUAACAGAAUGCAUACAAGUAUUUAUAAAAAAGACAAUCCAGAUAUUUUUAUUGGCAAAUUUGCUAACCCAGCAUUUCUCUCCUGAGAUCCACACCAGUUUUUGAGGCUUCUCUUCGGGAUUAAAAUUUUAUUCUGUCAGAAUUUUGUUUUUAGAUUAAGCUUUCUCUCAAAAAAAACAAACACCUUUAAAUUUAUUUUGGAGUUUAUUUUCUUGUUCUGGUGAAGCUAUGCACCUUAGGUUGAUCUACCUAAGAUGUCUAGAAAGAUGUGUUUGAACAACAAAUUUCUCCUUUUCAUCUUUCAGCUACACUUUAAGUUUACUCUCUGGAUUUUAGAAAUCAGUUUUACUUUUAGAAGAUAUUGUCUGCUAAUUCUACUAGUCCAGAAAAAUUAAAAUUGUGAGAGAAAAAUGAACUGUUUAGAUACUGGAGUUCUCCUAAGGAGAAUAGGAACUUACUGAAAACAUAUAAAUACUAGAAUUUUGAAACUUAUGCAGACAUACAUGUCCCUCUCACAAAUGCAUGAAUUAGGCAAAGGAGCAUAAUAUGAGGAUUCUCCAAUUUUGCAGUCACAUCAUUUACUUCCAGGAAAGGUUCCCUAGGCCCAGGGUUAAUUUUCAAUUAAUUAAUGAUCAGAAAUGAGAAACAAAGAGGAAGAUUUUCUCUUCAUGGGUACAUGGAGAAGACAAGAAGAAGCUAUUAUAUUAUAUCAAGGUAGAAAUGCCACUUCCACCUCUUAUCAGGUCCAAUUUUGGGGAAAGUCAAAGUCCUCCUUUCCUAGCUCACAGAUUAUUUUGUUAAAGAGAGCUUCAACUUGUAGGAAUUCCAACUGGGGAGAACCUUUGGCCAGUGGUAGGGCACUUCAUAGAUAAGAAGGGUCAGACAAAAAGAUCAUAAAUCAGUUAUAGUGGGGGGGCGGGGAUGGAACACAUUCUCUUUGGGUACAGCCAAAUUAGAGAUUUAUACUUACUAACUACCCCAGAAUAAUAAAUGGACUAUUUAUUUUGUAUUACCUUCUAGUAAUCUAGAUGCAAGUAGCAAACAAAAAACUGCAGAUUUGAAUAGGCCAAUUUUGGCCUCAUCUUGUUUAGUACUUGACCCAUGGACAUUUUCAAUCAAGCUACCUGUACUCUAUUCUCCCCCUUACCUUUUUAGCUUCCCUUUAUGUGUUUUCUAUACCUUUGCUUGAGAGAAGGAAUCACCUUAUUUACUUUUAUUUAUAUCCCGAAUACUUAGUAUAGUUCCAGGCAGAUGUAAGCACAUUAAAAAAACAAACAGCAACCCUUACCUUCAAGUAUCAGUUCCAAGGCAGAAGAGUGUUAAGGGCGAGGUCACCUCUGGGGUUAAGUGACUUCCUCAGGGUCAUAUGUGGCAUUUAAAAGAGUAGAUGCCAUAAACUGUAAUAAUUAAAAUGGUUGAGGUUUGUAAACUGUAGUGAUUAAAUAGUGGAAGAUAUAAAUUGUAGUAAAUAUAAGAGUGGGUGAGUAAAUUGUGACCGCAGAAAUUGUGUUUUCACUACAGUGUCUUGUUUUAAAUCAAAUAUAAGGUGGUUGCCAGGGAAAUAUUCCCAAUUAUGAAUAUACCCAAGUCAACUGGGUUUUAUAGAGAAUUUAAUUAAUAAUACAAUGAGGAAUCAAAGAAAAAGAGAAAGAGUAAGAAAGGAAUAAGUAUGAAGGGCCUUAAGCCAACAUGGCCUAGACCUGAGUCUUAAGAGAGAGAUCAGUCAGUUCUUAAUCACUCACCACAAGAUCUGUUCAAGCGAGGAUUCAAGGGGACAGAGUUUCCCCAGAGGGAGUUCCAGCCAGAGUCAGUCCCAAGGGACUUCUUCUCAAGAGAUCAUCUUCAAGAGGUUGACCUCAAGAGCUCUCUCCAAGAGAUUGUCCUCAAAAGGGAUUCUUUCUCAAGAGACCCUCCUUCGAGUCUCUCUCUCAAGAGCUUUCCUUCUCAAGAGAUCCUCUCCCUCUCAAGAGAUUCCUUUUUCUUAUAUAGGGGGUUUUCUCCUAUGUCACCUCCCCUAAGUUCUUCCAUCUACCAAUCACAGUAGACAUUUUUCCAAAGGACAGCCCAUUCUGAAUUCACAGCUGAGUCGACUAACCCCUUUAGUAAGUUUGAACCAGAAAAAACUUCUGAAUAAGUUUUCACCUCUUUGCUCCUUGUAAAUUCACAAGUUGCCUGACCUUUAUAGGUACUUAGCACCCUAUUUUAUUAAUUCUAAAAAUAGGCAUGGCUUAAGUAUGGGUGUAAGCAUUUCUCAUUGUUCAGCAAGGAAUUUUUCUCCCCUAACGUAGUCCUAAGUACCAGUAGAGGUCCUCCCAUUUCUGAUCCAAGUAGAGUUCUCACUGUCCAAAUGGGGAAUGUUCCCAGUAGGGAAUUGUUCCAAUGGAUAAUUCCCCAAUGGGGAAAUUUUUAACAUUCACAAGUCUGAGAAAUUUCAAGAUUCACACAUAUAGCCAGGAAGUAUCUGAAGAACCUGAACCUUUAGGACCUUAGGCCUGGCUCUCUACCCACUGAGUCACCUAGCUGCUCCUACAUAUUAGUACUUAAUAAAUGCUUUCUCUUUUUCUCUCUUUGUCUCUGUCCCUUUUUCUAAAGGACCACAACUUGUUGAAGAAGUUUAGACACAUUGAGUCGUGGGAAUGAUAAACAUAUUCAAAAGCUGAUUCCAAUGAGCAAGGAGUUCUUGGGGCAGUCUUAUGCCUAUAUUUUAAAUAAUUCACAUGAUUGAUUUAUAGUGAAUCCUUCUAUAAGAAAAAUUAGCUUGGGGUUGAAAUUAUCUGGUUAUGAAGUUAAACUUCCCUUAACCUUUGAAAGAUGUCACAAAGCUUUGAACUUCAUGCAAUGAAAAGGUGACAGGCAGUCUGCUCUGUUAUCUGAUUAAGUAGAAUAGAAAUCCCUAGAGUCAGGAAAGAUACAUGAUAAACAUCUAAGACAGUUCCUGGAGGAAGGAAACUCCCCACAAGCAGUGGUAUCUUCAAUAAGCUUCCUUUCCCACAGGACUGGUAAAAGCUCCACCAAAAUAUGAAGAAGCCAUUUGCUGUACCCUUUUGUUUGAGAUCUCUUUGAUUCAUUUACAUUUAAAUAAACCCUGUAAGCUACUCUGCCUUUGAAUCAGUUUGGCUUUUGACUGAUUCCACUCACUCUGUGUCUCUGUGUAUUAUUUUUCUCUACACGCCUGUAAUUUCUAUCUUAAGCUUUUCCCCCUUUUUUGGGGGGAUUUUUCCUCAGAAUGAAUUUUCUGCUCUGAGAUACCUGAAGAACCAAUGAUCCUCUUUGACAUUUCUCUUUGACACAAUUCUGUCCUACCUUUACUGAAACACUUUCUCCUUUCUGACUUUUCAUGGAACUCUUUAAUUUCAGGGCAUGAUGAAAUCUUUCAGAAUACUGGAACAGGUGAUCAAAUGACAUCAAAAAGUCUUUAUAUAGUCCAAGGACAAUGAAUGAUUAGGAUAUCUUAUCACUUAUUUUAAGUAAGUUGGGACUGAGUAAAUCAAUUGACCCCAUUCUUAUAUAUUCAAAAGAACAAGAGUUAAGUUUUUAUUAGCAGUAGUCUUACAGGUUGGCUAAUAUGCAUUUCAUCCUAGAUGAAAAAGCUACCAAUUUUGUCAAGGAAUAGGAUUAUUUAUUUCAUUAAUAAAAACAUAAAUAGGGAGGGCUUAAAGGAACUAAGAAAGGAAAAUAUGACUCCUGGCUUUAAAUAGAAGGGUGGCCAGUUUAAAUUUACUUAUGGGAUAAGUUAAGAUGGCAACAUUAAAGGUUAUGGAAUCUAGCUGUCCCACAUGGAUUAUAGAAAAUGUAUGAAAAUGAACUCCAACUGAACUGAAAUUAACCAAAGAGAAAGCUAUUCUGUUCAUUAAGAACUAUAUAAAAAGAUUCCAGAAGCCAAUGGAAAAUUUGAGGGAGGUCACAGCAGGGAAGUCACUAAAACUUUUAGUAACUUUGCCCAAAGCUAGCAGAAUCUGAGACAAAGGCCACAUACUAGGGAAGCCAUCACUCUCUCCCAUAAACAAUCCUAAAAUCAGUUGGCCCUUUGAACUGGGGCACAUGAAAGUGAGAACUCCAGUAACUGGAGACCUGAUGCUACAUUUGGACCCUGAACAGCCAAAAAAGAAGCCAAGGAAAGAGCUGGUCCUCAUAGGUCACUGAGUGAGGGAUAGAGGACCCAUCCAUGAACUUGGUGUUCUGAGACUCAUGUUGGAAGAUCAUUCAGUAAAUGGGUGCCUAUGACAAUGGAACCUUGAAGGAGACUAAAGGCUCACUAGCCUUCACUAAUUGUUCAACAUCUAAAAGUAGCUUCUAAAGGCUAUAAUUUUUACAACUGAGGAUUGUGCAAGGAGGAGAUGGAGAUCUGCUGAAGCCAGAACCAGAAGUGAUCACUAGGAAACUAAAAGAAGGCCAGAGAUCAAAGCAGAGGGUGAGGCCAAAUACUAUCCUGAAAGGAGGAAGCAAUGACAACAGAUUACAAAAGAUACAGGAUCAAAUACAGCCUGUUUAACCUGUCCAAGAGUUGUUGAUUGUUUCAGUCAUGUCUUACUCUUUGUGACACCAUUUUGGGGUUUUCUUGGCAUAGAUAUUGGAAUAGUUUACUAUUUCCUUCUCCAGCUCAUUUUACAGAUGAGGAAACUGAGGGAAACAGGGUUAAGUGACUUGCCAAGGAAGAUGGUUUUACUGAUUCUAAGCCCAGUACUCUUUUCAUUACAUAACCUAACUGCUCUGUCCAAGAGUACAGAAGGGUAAUAGCCCAAACACUAUAUCCAAAUCUAAGAUUUGAAACUGUUAAUAUAAGUAAAAAAAGAAAAUUCUAAAUACGAUAAAGAUAUACUAUAGAUUAAGAAAGUUCCAAAGGUAAACCUAGAAGAGAAUAAUUCCACAUAAAGUAGAAGCAGAAUCUCAAAGGGAAAACAAAACAAAACAAAAAGGUCAUCCUGGAUAAAAAAAAGCAAGAAAUAAUGGAUAGGGAUUGGUCCUUUGAUUUUACUGGUAUAGGCAAUGAAAGGUAAAACAAUUCUCUCUACUCUCUCAUAAAACUCUUUCUCAACUGAACCAGACAAACAUAUGCACAUGCACACAAUAAAAUCAAUAGGAAAAUAGGCAGGAAAAGGGAAUGAGGAAGAGGAGGAGUAAGAAGGAAGUUAGUCAGGGAGGAGAGUAGGUUAAAAAAGAGAUUAAAAAUAAAGAUAGCAUAUAAAUCAGUGAUCAGGACUUGGGAUUGGUAAUGGGUGAUGGGAUCAGGAACAAAUUAUUCCAAUUAUAAAUGGCUAUUAUUGAUGUGAUUUCUUCUUUCUCUUCAACUCCUUCUAAAGUGGAAAAGAAAGGAAAAAGUAUGAGGUACCCAAGUCAACUGGGUUUUAUAGAGAAUUUAAUUAAUAAUACAA
Monodelphis domestica (gray short-tailed opossum) is the source of this 16678-nucleotide messenger RNA. It is a transcript of the gene C1QTNF1, whose product is annotated as C1q and TNF related 1. The record is from RefSeq and is a predicted model, not a curated record. NCBI's taxonomy places the organism in Eukaryota, Metazoa, Chordata, Mammalia, Didelphimorphia, Didelphidae. Gene Ontology annotation, molecular function: protein binding.